Molecule: messenger RNA, 3023 nt
Organism: Danio aesculapii
Lineage: Eukaryota; Metazoa; Chordata; Actinopteri; Cypriniformes; Danionidae
Exons: 10
Coding region: 294-2336 (680 amino acids)
Biological process (GO): extracellular matrix organization; positive regulation of cell-substrate adhesion
Cellular component (GO): extracellular matrix
Molecular function (GO): collagen V binding; protein binding; heparin binding
Source: RefSeq, a predicted model, not a curated record
CGUUAUGAGUGAAUGGAGAGGCGGUUGGUGGUUCUUCAGGGCAAAUGAAAGAGACGCUUUGUUGAAGCUGUUUUCUUUUUCUUUUUUCCCCUCUCACUCCCCUGCUUCCGUUCCUCCAUUCCUUCCUCCACACUCUCACCUUUUGCAUUUCUUUUUUUUUUUUCUCAGAGGGUUGAACAUGAUUUCCAGAGGCAGAGAAUAUAACUGGCCUUUGAGAAGGUGUAUCGCUCAGAGUCAUUGAGACAGCUGUUUCAGACACUUCUCACCUGAGCUGACUCCUGCCUUCAGCGAUAAUGCACAACAAGCCUUUAGCUGUGUGUUUGUGCCUGUGUUUGGCCGCUUUAGCAGCUGAGGGAAAGCCUGAGAAGGGACGAGGAGAGAGGCAGAAGAGCUCCAGGCAUUUCUUACCCACUGAUGAUGCACUUGAGUACGAUAAUCCAUUCCUUCCAGGACGCAGCAGCCAGUGCUUGGUGAAUGGGAUUUCUCUGUUUGAAGGGGCUGUCUGGUCUCCGGAGCCGUGCAGUGUGUGCCAGUGUAAAUAUGGAGCAGCGAGCUGCCGAACCAUACCAUGUUCAGCUAGAGCUUCAUCCACCCUGAAGUCUGUGCCCGGGAAACACAAUCCACCAUCUGUGGGGAAAAAAAGACCGAAAAACAGACUGACAGGAAAUGGAAAACCACCUGUGGAGACUGAGGUUCUGCAGGUGAAGCCCAAGAAGAGCAAGAUGGAGAUCAUCCCAGCCAAAGAAGUUUGGCCCUCCAUACCCAGGAAGCAAGCAAAGAAAAACCAAGAUGUGACUGUGAAUCUGGAUGCUGUAAAGCCACCCAAGACCCCUGCAGUGCCCACAGACCCUCAGUUCAUGAGGCCCAUCCCUUUCGACAGCGAUGACCACGAUGAUGACGACUAUCUAGAGGACGACAGUGACAGCGAUGACGAUGACGACGACAGCAGUAUUUCAGUGUUUAGAUCUGCUGUCCGGCCCAUGACAGUGGAAAGACGAGUAAUACCACCUACACUCAAACCAGCCGUACCACGAGCAGAGCCAGCCUUCACUCUUCCUACAAGGAGAUCUGUGAUCAUUCCUGCUGGAAGGCCACUGCCCGCACCCGCUGGAAGACCAGUGGACAGAGGUGCUGGACAUCCGGUCAUUCACACCUCUGUUCAUAUGGAGUCUCUCCCUUCAGGCUGCCUGCUUUCAGAGUCUCUCAUCGCCUGUGGGAACACUCGUCUUACGCAAAUGCCCAUCAUCAGAGAUGCAGGGGUCAGAAGUCUCUUUCUAGCAGAUAACAAAAUCAGCAAGAUCCCGGCUCAUGCUCUAGCAGGUCUGCCCAACCUGGAGUGGCUCGACCUCAGCAAGAACAAGCUGGAUGAUUUCUCUUUGGCACCAGAUGUGUUUAAGAACUUGACGAAGCUCCGGAGGUUGAAUCUGGAUGGAAACAACUUCACUAAAGUGCCGUCUCUCCCUCCCUCGCUGGUGGAGCUGAAGAUCAACGAUAAUAAACUCAGCGGUCUCACUCCUCACAGCUUUAAGGGUCUAGUGCAGCUGCUGACACUGGAGUUAGAGGAUAAUUAUUUCCACGAUGGAAAUGUUUCUCCUCUGGCCUUCAAGCCUCUGAGGAAGCUGAUUUACCUCAGGCUGGAUGACAAUAAAUUCAGGGCUAUUCCUUCUGGUCUGCCUGUUUCAGUACAGGAGCUCCACCUGUCUGACAACAAGAUAGAGGUUGUCCAUUCAGGGCUCCUGAACAAGACCACAAACUUGAGAGUCUUGAACCUCAGCCAUAACCGACUCCGAGAGGACCGCAUUCAUCCCAGAGCUUGGAUACACUUGCUAAAACUGGAGUUUUUGGACCUCUCCCACAAUAAACUUGUUCACGUUCCCUCAUUCCUGCCGGUGGGUCUCCGGCAGCUCGUCUUGCAUCACAACCAAAUUGAGCGCAUCCCUGGCUAUGUGUUCGGCCACCUGCGGCCCGGCCUGGACUCGCUUCAGCUGUCCUACAACCGCCUGCGCGAAGACGGCAUCAAUGAGGUGUCCUUCAUCGGCCUGUAUAACUCACUGACCGAACUCCUGCUGGAUCACAACCAGCUCAGAGCAAUCCCACGAGGCAUUGUGCAGUUAAAGAGCCUACAGCACCUGAGACUCAACCACAACUACAUCAGCUACGUCACUAUGAACUCACUGUGUGACACUACGGCGCGGGACGAUUCUCUACUGGUGUCGGUUCACCUGGAGUUUAACCUGAUAGAGCGGCGCCUCAUUCCACCCACAGCCUUCUCCUGCAUCAGAACCUACCAGAGCGUCCUGCUGCGGCCCCAGAGAUACGAGGAGCACCAGUUCUGAAACACUAAAUAUUUUCAGCAAAAUCUAAGUCAGCUUUCUGAGAAGUUUUUCUCUUUUUUUUUUACACUUGAGGCCUUUCGUUUUCUGUACAUUUUAGGGAUGCAUCAUUGGAAGCACGCAUGCAUUUUUUUUAACUUUCCACAACUAAACACUACUGCAUACAUUAGACAUCAGCUGUGCCUAUAUGCUGUAGCAGCUGUGUGAUUUAUAUGGUGCUAAUAGUUCUUUUUCUUGUUAAUGUUUGUGUGUGUGUGUGUGUGUGUGUGUGUGUGUGUGUGUGUGUGUGUGUGUGUGUGUGUGUGUGUGUGUGUGUGUGUGUGUGUGUGUGUGUGCGUGUGUGUGUGUGCGUGUGCGUGUGUGUGUGUGCGUGUGUGUGUGCGUGCAUGCGUGCAUGCGUGUGUGUGUGUGUAGUUUUUCUUAUAUGAAACAUCUGUAUGAAUGCCUGCAGUCUUUCAAAUUGAAUUAACUUUUGCUUCGUUUUAAAAUCAUAUGCAAUAAUCUCUAAUGUAUCAUCUUCUUGCUUUAUUUAUUUCUUAAUUAAAUGGCAAACAUUUUAAUUUUAAUCCUGUUACAGUUAUUAGUAGCGAAGGUUUUGACUUUAUUUUUAGUUUUGUGAUAUUGUGUGUUGUCCGGGUUUUGGUAUUCUCUGUUACAAACGACAAUAAAGCUGGCAGGUGACAGAUUUCA